Molecule: messenger RNA, 1429 nt
Organism: Triticum aestivum (bread wheat)
Lineage: Eukaryota; Viridiplantae; Streptophyta; Magnoliopsida; Poales; Poaceae
Exons: 4
Coding region: 1-945 (314 amino acids)
Source: RefSeq, a predicted model, not a curated record
AUGCGCCAUAUACUCAGAAAGGAGGAUAGUCCAGCAAAGCCCCGUUGCAUGCAAGAAAUCAACAGCAGAAAUAUUAAGAUGGUAUACAUAUGUGGUAAUGAGUCCGCACCUCACAAUGAGAAGCUUCCAAGGCAAGAUUACCCAGUGCGCUAUAUGGAUGACUUCCCGUGCAAGCCUCUCAAACGAGAUCGGGAAUCUCUCCUCGCCUCGGUUGCCCGCCAUGGCUGCCGCGAUGCUCCGCUCAAAUUCAAGCACGGCAGCGCCCCUCCCCCUUCCCUUCCUCCACCAGUAGAUCCACCGAAGCCUGCCGAGCCUUCCCAGCCCCUCAACUUCGUCUCGCCGCCGCCGGAGCGCCAUGCCCAUCCUCACCCGCAGCCACCGUCCACCGCGGCCGUGGCUCCGCCCUUCCCCGUGCUCCCCAGCGACCAUUCUUCCCACAGACGGGUGCGGCUCCUUCCCCUAAGCACGCCGAUAGGUCGAGCGUCGCGAGAGGUUGCCGGAGUCAUCGGGAAUCCGCGUUGGGCCGCCGGCCUUGUCUCUGCAUCGCGAGUGAGCGGGCGGAGGAAGAAGGAGACCUGCCAGCAGGCCCCCUCCCCGCGGACCCCACCUGGCAGCCACUCAAGGCCGGCCCCGCUCCGCCACGUCAGAUUAGUGGAGACGUACUCGCCGGAGUACGCUUUCCCUUCUCUGAAACGCCUUCCGUCUCUUCUCCAGAUCAGAAUACGUUUUCCUCUCGGCUCAGGGGCCUGUUUGAAGAAAUCUUUUUAUAGAUUGGUCCCUGGACUUCGUCGGGCUAUAACUUUUUGCUCGAGACUCCAAUUGAGCCCCCUUUGGGAGAGAACUGUUUCCGGCGAAUCUUUCCGCGGCUUCACCGCACCUCUUCCCGAAGUACCCUUCAUCCCCAGGCAAGCCACAACCACCAUUUGCAUGAUAGCCAUGCAGUAGCAUUGGUUUUCAACUUGAAUCUUUAAUAACUGUCUGUUUGUUUUGCUUCUGCUGUCGUUAUUUCGGUUAUGCUUAUGGAUUGGUGGUUACCAUCAUGCUAUGUUUUCUUGCACUCUGUUAUCAUAUUCUAUAUACUAGUAUUUCUUUCAUAUGCCAUGCUUGAUAGUAGUACAUGUUGAUGUUGGUGAUGGUCUUCGGUGCAUGACUAUCGUUUGUUCCGAGUACCGUUGUUAUGCAUGUCAUUUGCAUCCAGAUGCUUGCAUGGUAGCAUUAUUGAUAUGUUCUUGCAUGAUAUCUAUCGUUGAUGGUAGUGGUCAUGUUAUGCUUUGAGUAGUAUUAUACCUGUGAUACUCAUGCUCAUCAUUAUGCCAUGCUCAGUUGGAUAUGAUUCAUUGUUGAUAUGGUUGAUAGUUAUGUUGCACACCCAUGUUUAUGUUGAUAUCAUGCUCAUGCAUUGUAGUUGCAUCAAGUUAUUUUAUCAUGG